Messenger RNA from Malurus melanocephalus (red-backed fairy wren), 3365 nucleotides. It is a transcript of the gene IDNK, whose product is annotated as IDNK gluconokinase. Gene Ontology annotation, molecular function: gluconokinase activity. The transcript has 4 exons. NCBI's taxonomy places the organism in Eukaryota, Metazoa, Chordata, Aves, Passeriformes, Maluridae. The coding region runs from base 185 to 619 and encodes 144 amino acids. Gene Ontology annotation, cellular component: cytoplasm. The record is from RefSeq and is a predicted model, not a curated record.
CCUCCCGCCGUGGAGGCCGAGGGCGGGCCGGGCGGGGCGCAGGAGGGCAGGAGGGCACCGGGGCAGCGACGGAGCAGGGUGCCGCCAUGGUGSUGGUGGUGGUGAUGGGCGUCAGCGGCUCAGGGAAUUGGGAUGGAAAUUCUACGAUGCAGACGAUUAUCAUCCUCUAGAGAAUAAAAAGAAAAUGGCAGAAGGGAUACCACUSAACGAUGAGGACAGGAUUCCUUGGCUUUGUGCAUUGCAUGAUAUACUAAGGAGAGAAGACACAUCAAAACAAGAUGCAGUUCUGGCCUGUUCUGCACUGAAGAAGAUGUAUAGGCGCGUGUUAAUUAGUGGAGCAUCUGCAAUUGAAAGCAACCAGCCAGAGCAACCAGGAGAAAACCCAGCACUGAAGAUCCUCUUUGUUCAUUUGGACGGGCCUAUGGACAUCAUUGCUGGCCGCCUGGAGAAGCGGAGAGGUCAUUUCAUGCCACCUGAACUUCUCAAGUCUCAAUUUGAUACUCUGGAGCCACCUAGUGCACCAGAAAACUUCAUUACUAUCAGUCUAGAAAAAUCUCUCCCUGAAAUAUUGCUACAGAUUGAGAAUGCAAUUCUUCAGAAUGAGGCUUUGCUGGAGUAAUUUUCUGAAAGACACAUACAGAAAUUCCCUGAAGGAUAUCAAGGCUAUGAAACAGKGUUUUAAUUAUUGAAUUGAUUAUUAAACCAGCUUAUUUUUAAGAGCUGGUUUACUCCUUUUAGGUGUUUUAUCAUAGCUCUGUAAAAGACAUAUAAGAUGUAAUUUUCCAGAGCUGUUAACUUUUUAAACCCUUCAUUCCAUGAAGUUAAAAUUCUCAGUAAAAGUCUCUUUCAAAAAUCCUGGGAAGGGUCACAGAGAAUAAUUUAUUAAUUUUUACUCUGUCAGUCACUGAGAUGGGCACAUCUGCUGUUACAAGAUCCAAUGAUUUAACAAURAUUUGUUAAAAACAACAUUUUUCUAGAAGAGGCAGGAACAUGCAGGAUGAAGUUCUGUACCUGACAGAACCCCUGUAUCRUUCCUGGAUUUUCAUCAAGACCUCACCAGAGCACUGAUGGCUUCAUGAAAACUUUUCUGAACUCUUUACUGUAUGCAUUGACCACCAAGCUGAAAAAUGUGAGAAAAAAAGGUAGUGGUGGUGAUGCAAUAUACAAAAUUUAAUUGAAUGGAAAGCUUUAGAAAUAAAAGCAGAAGUGGGAUCAUGCUGGCUCUAAACUUGGAUCUCUCACGUACAAAGCAUACAYAUUGCAUUCAAGCAUGAGUCAACAAGUGAUUAAGUACUGAAUGCAAGCUUGAUAGACAUUUCCUUCUUUUUGAAAACGCACUCUUUCAGUUAGACCUUUUCCUUCGCUUCCUGUUGCUCCUCAGUGCAUGUCCACACAACUGCCAUAAAGCUUUUAAUCAUACUAUUCCUAAUACAUAUAUUUCACAUCUUUUUGUGAUCAGAAAAUUCCAAAUAUCCAAUCAGUCACCUAGCUCACAGAAUUCAAGGUUAAAGGCCUCUUUUACUGCCAAAAUUUUUCAAAAAGUACUUUAUCUCACAUUAUACAAGACGUGCCUUUUCAGCUUAAUGUUAUAAAAACUUCAGAUAAUUUCUGUGAGAUUUGAAUCUUGUUUGAAUGGAGACAAUUUCAUGUGCUGUCACACAUUAUUUUUAGUGUGUCGUGUAAUUUUUUUUUUCCUGGGAUAAUGGAUGAACUUCUGCAGAAGCACACCUCAUGUUUGAAAGCAUCUUUAGUGUCAUUUUUACCUGGAGAAGUAGUUGAAAAACUACCUAUUCAUCUAGGUUCUCACUAUGUAUGAAAAUAGUAAACUUUGCAGUUUACUACACAAACCACUGUGCUUAAAUUACUGCAAUAAAUGGGCAUUAUCUUACUGAAAGCAGCUGUUUUUAGACACAGGAUUUUAGGCAUUAACCUAACCCAGAAGUGGUCUUUUCCUGUUUUAUUUGUGACCUGAAGGGAAAAUGGCAGGUAGUUAACCAGUUUCAGUCUGCUGCUGUCCACUACAGAGUGCUCCCACCUCAGUGUGUUUGUUCAAGAGCCAGGGUGACACAGGGGUAAAGUUAAAUGCAAGAGCAAGGGAUGUCUGUCUGCUUCUUAAUACCCUCAAWUUUCAGAGACCCCUUCAAACCAAGUUAUUUGUCAGAACCAUACAAAUUUAGGUGUGAAACUCAAAGACACAGCACCCUCUUGUGGCACCUCUGCUAUUAACGAGGUCUACAUCUUUUCCAAUACAUUUUUUUACAAAGAUUUUUACUAUUGUACUCAGUAUUAAAUACAGAUUUAUGCACUUUUUUCACACACAAUAAAGCCAGACCACGACACUAUAUGGUGAUGGAUAAGCAGCUGCAUUCUGUCACACACAGAUACAAUCAGACCUUUAGAUAAUUUUAUUUUAAAGGGACAUUUUGAAGUGUGAGUUCGGAGAAGGCCUGAUUUUCAGAUGUGAUUGUCAGCAUUUACUGAAUGCUCACAAAGUGGCUGUCACCAACAGAAAAUUGUACUCCAUAGUUAAAAAAACAUUCUGAGAAUUAUAUAAGCAGCUUGGGUUUUGGAAGGCUUCUAAAUAAAGUAGUAUGUACUCACAGGCAGUUCAUGCUUCUUCAGAUUAGGUCAGGGUAUUUGUCACUCUUUGCUUCUAUGUUGGGAGUAUUUCCUUCCCUUACCCUUUUAAUAUAUUUGCAUUUUGCUUUUACUUAAAAGACACUGCAUAGAAAGUUGUUAAUCAGUUGUUGUCUGUUAMCUGCUAUUCUGAUAGACAACAAAGCAUCACUUCUGCUCACUUAUAUCCCGGGCAUCACAAAUUAAAAGACUAAGAUGUGAAUUAUCCCAAUACUAAUCACGUAAAACUACUUGCAUAUUUUAAUCAAGCUGUGCACAUGUGCAUUGGAAGAAAAAGGUACCAGAACAAUCCCUGCCCUAACAUAAUCCUACAAAAUUUACUUAAUUUUUGUUUUGUGUUUUUUCAUUGUGAAGGUUUGUUUUUUUGUUUUGUUUUAAACUAACAUUGCUAUUCUAGGGAUGUCAUAUUCAGAUUAGUUGGGAGGCUAUAAAUAGUUAGCACAGCUUACCUGGAUGCAAGUGCACUGUAUUUUGCAGUAUAUUUAGCAAAUGCAGCAAAAUCUGAGGAGGAAACACCUGGAGGUAGAAAUUGCUUUCUCUGUCUCUAAGCACAAAUUAUCUAUGCAAGGUACAUGCACUAUACGCSCUCAAGAAUUUGUGCUAAGCACAGUUUGUAACAAGCUGUGUAAAUACUUCCCCUACUACAGCAUAAACAUUUUUCAGUGGUAAAAUGAGGAAAUAAAAAUUAAAURCUAUCUAUCCCAAUGGCAGUAUACAUUAAUACGUUA